AUGUUUUAUAUAGUUGUUUUGAGUUCUCAGCUGGUAUUCUAUUGCGGCGUCGAUACUCGUUUCUGCCAUCGUGCUAUGAAAAGAGUCAUUGUUGGAACUGGCUACCUCUUCUUAAGUUUGUUAGGAACAUGUCUAAAUCUCUCUACACUUAGCGUUCUGCCCGAAUGCGAAAAGUCUCUCACCCGCCCUUUGCUAAUAUUCUUUUCAACUCAAUUGUUUGUGGGCAUUGGAACAUUGCUUUCCAUAGCAGUUCCAGUCCCUUACAUGGUUGCCAAAAAUUUGCCGUAUUUUGUCGAUCCCCACUUCGCCGGUGCUCCUGGAUUGCUAGUGGUCCUCACGGUUCUCACGUCUUACCUCAUUCAAUUUUGCGUUUCCAUCUACCGUAAUAUAAGAGUAGUCUUUAGCAGACUGGCGUAAGU
Cylicostephanus goldi is the source of this 419-nucleotide messenger RNA. NCBI's taxonomy places the organism in Eukaryota, Metazoa, Nematoda, Chromadorea, Rhabditida, Strongylidae. The record is from the annotation of a GenBank genome assembly.